GGUGACACUCUGGUUGCCAACUGGCUCCAGAUAAGAUAAGGGUGGAGAUCAGCACAAUAAAAAUAGGUCCCAGCCUCACGCUGGGCCCAGGUUGCAGUCGGUCGAGGUCACCUCAUCUCACAAGCAGCAUGGCUGUGCAUCUGUGGUUGGUCACCCUGACCUUGGCUUCCUUCCUUGCCACGGACAGGGAGCUGCAGGUGUCAGCGGGGAAACUUCUUUUCUCGCGCAUGCCCAUCUGUGAGCACAUGGCAGAGUCUCCACGCUGUCCCCAGACACCUCACCUCAUCUGUGGCACAGAUGGCCUCACGUAUAAAAACGAAUGCCAUCUUUGCGUGACCCGGAUGUAAGUUCCUUCCCCCUGCCCAGCUUGUUUGG
Messenger RNA from Acomys russatus (golden spiny mouse), 375 nucleotides. RefSeq names its product serine peptidase inhibitor Kazal type 4 (gene Spink4). Bases 129 to 347 code for a protein of 72 amino acids. Gene Ontology annotation, molecular function: serine-type endopeptidase inhibitor activity; protein binding. NCBI's taxonomy places the organism in Eukaryota, Metazoa, Chordata, Mammalia, Rodentia, Muridae. The transcript is spliced from 3 exons. The record is from RefSeq and is a predicted model, not a curated record.